CCCCGUUUAGAACCUGAUCCAUCCAUUAUUCGUGUCGGGUCAGAUUAUUUUCCGGUCACAUCACCCUUCGAGUACUUUCCUGGCAUACCAAUCUACCAUUCAAAGAACUUGAUCCAAUGGGAGUUGAUUGGUCAUGUCUUGACAAGAUCUUCGCAGCUCAACAUGCGCACCGUCGAACCGAGUGGUGGUGUAUGGGCGCCUACAUCGAGAUACCACAAGCAACGACAACGUUUUUACGUGUCUGUCGGCGUCACACAACGAUUCCGACCAGAUACUUGGGAUCUUACCAUACCUUGUGGAUUUCAGGUGUGGAAAGACGACAUCUUUAAGCGCGGGAGCUGGAGCGAUCCCACCUAUUUCGAUGUACUGGGAAUCGAUCAAGACCUGUUCUUUGACGAUGACGGCAAGACCUACUUUUCAACUGUGAACAUGGUCCGCGACCCUAGCGUCAUUGCGGGUGGGCUAUGUCUAGCCACAUCUACUUGCGAGAUUGACCUAGAUUCUGGAAACUCGUUAUCACCCUCGAGUUGGGUGCGUAUUUGGAGCGCACCAAAUGGUGUCGCCGAAGGUCCUCACAUCUUCAAGCUGGACGAAUACUGGUAUCUGUCCACUGCUAAAGGAGGCACAGACGAAGGCCAUCAGCAGUGGAUCUCGAGAUCAACGACUGGUCUUUUGGGUUCGUGGGAGACAGGACCAGAGGGGACGGUUAACCCACUCAUUUUCAAGGACGACCACGCGGAGAUCAGGAACACGGGCCAUAUGGACAUGGUCACAGACACAGAGGGUAACCGGUGGGCUGUGCUUCUGGGUGUACGACCGCAAGGCGCGGUGGGCGAGUUGUUGUCAAGCUUGGGUAGAGAAACCUUGAUGGAGUGGUCUGACGACGGUUGGUCCGUCAUUAAUGACCGCGAACCCAUCAUUCUGACAUGCGAGGGACCAGGACUGCCAUUGCUAGAUCCACCAUCUUCAUGGCGGGACGAUUUUGAUGAUUUGGAGUUGCACAUCAGCUGGUACGCUCUGCGCACCCCACUGAAAGCCUUCCACGACCUGAGGAGUUCGCCAGGACAGCUGGCGCUUUUCGGAAAUGCAUACCAGAUUACGGAUUUCGAAUGCCCAGCUAUGCUGUUACGAAAGCAGCAGCAGCACUCUGUUAAGUGGCGCACCAGAUUGAUGUUCGACCGGUCAAAACGUGCACAUGAAGCCGGCACUGCCAUUUGA
Molecule: messenger RNA, 1218 nt
Organism: Aureobasidium melanogenum CBS 110374
Lineage: Eukaryota; Fungi; Ascomycota; Dothideomycetes; Dothideales; Saccotheciaceae
Product: Arabinanase/levansucrase/invertase
Exons: 3
Biological process (GO): carbohydrate metabolic process
Molecular function (GO): hydrolase activity, hydrolyzing O-glycosyl compounds
Source: RefSeq, a predicted model, not a curated record